AUUUUCAAAGCUGUGCCUGUUCGAAAAAUAUUUGAAGGAUAAUGAACUUGGCACGAAAAUGUGCACGGAUAUUUGUCCUUGGCACGAGCCCAUCAAUGGGCAUUAUCUGUUCUCUAAGACCACAACCGAGAAAACCUGGGGACGAAGUUGGGUCCAGUCAUACACGGUCAUGCGGCACUGCCGCCAUUUUGAAUAAUCCUCUCAGUGUUGUGUUGCAUACAGCUGUCUCCCUCACCUGGACACAAACAUCCAGAAUAACGUAUUUUUCCAGCAAGAUCAAGAUCUUAACAAAGUUACUAGCUUUGAGUGGUGUCUCACGUACAAGUUUAUGAGAGAGAAAAAGCUAGUUAACAUUGAGAGAAAAGAAAUGGACAUGUGAUCAUUUUGGGCUGAUAUGUCAGGGUCAAUACUUGCAGGUCCAGCAUUUGUCCCACAAGGUUCUUCCCCAGCAGAGGCUUAUGGACCUCAACUUCCACCUCCUACAUCAAGUGCUGUCCAACCGGCAGCCAAGACAGCCAUCAGUGAGUUGAUGGAACUUACCAUGCGGAUGGGGCUUGUCUGUACCUUUGAAACCCUCUCUGAUACUGGCCCAAGCCAUAAAAAGCUGUUUAUGAUGCGCUGUACUGUGGGCGAUAUCAUAGCUGAGGGCUCAGGGUAUGGCAAAAAGAAGGCUAAACAUGAAGCAGCUAGAGUGGCUUUGAACAAGCUCAAGGAAUCCCAGCUAUAUGUCGACUAUGUCAAUCAAUGGACUACAACUGCUGCGCUUGCUCCGCAUAAUAACCCAAUAGGUCAUCUUCAGGAGUUAGUGGCAAAGAAAGGCCUUCAGAAACCUGAAUUUGAUGUUACCAAUGGGGAGGGGCCCCCUCAUCAAAGAACAUUCGAGACCACAGUAACAGUGGGCAGUUUACUGUGUACUGGCAAGGGAAGGUCCAAAAAGGAAGCUAAGCGAAAAGCUGCUGAAGCCAUGCUCAACACUAUAAGUAAAACCAAUCUCUCAAUGGAACCUCCAAAUAAAAAGAUGGCAUUUGUUCCUGCUGGGUCCACUCCACCAGCGCCCAUCUCAUUUUUACCUGCUGGGAACUUGUGAAGAUCAGUGGUGAGACAGAGUCAUGUGAAAGUGAAGGCUAGCCAAGGGAAUCACAACUUCUAAGAGAUUGUUUUACUUCAGCAGAGUUUGAAGGAAACACAGUCUAGGAACAGUGCUUUGUGCGUAUCAAUGGAUUCUGCAUGCAAUGUAUCACUGCAAAGCCUGUGUGGACAUCAGUUGCUCUAUCUGCUUGUAUGCUUGUAUCCUUUGGUGUCUGGAGCUAUGUCGUGGAUAGCACGUCUUGAAAAACGUAGCCUACAUUUUUCAAGUUUGUUAAUCAAUCCAUCUUGAUAUUCCUAAUUUGGAGCCACGCUUGUUUCUUCACGGUUUAUUGUUUUGCCUUUGGCGUUUUUCUACCCUUGUACUUUCAGCUUUUAUUCGAUUUCAAGACAUUUUUAUUCUGUGACAUAGCAUUUUAACUUACCUGAAGUUCUUCUACUGCAGAAUCCGUUGGUGAAUAUAUAUGUAUUUCUUCAUGUUGUGGUUCAAUUUUACCAUCGGUACAUUCAGAUAUUUUCCUUUGCUUUAUAUACAUUAUAAUAUAUUAUAAUAUAUUAUAAUAUAUUAUAAUAUAUUACCAUACACCGGAACAAACCAAAAUACUAACUGUACCACAACAUAUACAUGUACCCUUUUAUUAUUUUUAGAAUGCUUGUACGCUUUUAAGUCUGUGUAUCCUUUUUCUCAGUCUUCAGUAGAGAGUAUUCUGCCACUUGGAUGAGGUUCAUUCUGUAGUUCAUAUGUACAAAAAUAAAGGUCGGCCAAUGCUUAAUCUUGCUAAGAGUAAACACAAGCACAAGAAACGGCCUGCAGUUUCAUGUGCUUUUGAUUACGGGAAAGGACUUCUUGUUUUCCAGGUAAAAUCUCAUUCGCAAUACUACUCUCCCUUCUCUGAAAAGUCACAUUCAAAUACAGCUGAGAUUUUUUCUUUAAUA
Molecule: messenger RNA, 2022 nt
Organism: Orbicella faveolata
Lineage: Eukaryota; Metazoa; Cnidaria; Anthozoa; Scleractinia; Merulinidae
Product: RISC-loading complex subunit tarbp2-like
Biological process (GO): regulation of regulatory ncRNA processing; siRNA processing
Cellular component (GO): cytoplasm; nucleus; RISC-loading complex
Molecular function (GO): double-stranded RNA binding; siRNA binding
Source: RefSeq, a predicted model, not a curated record